ACAUCACAUCAUAACACAACAUUAGCCCAUCUUAUCGCGUUGCAGAGCAAAUUCAAAUUUUCGAUACAUUCGGCCGCGCUGAAUGGAUUUUUACGUGAUCCAGCCGACCUUUCAACCAGCCGCGCGCCGAUUAAGCUAAAUGUGUGUAUGACAAAUCACACAUCACUGAAAUGCGCCGUGCAAAAUAGUUAAUUCGAUAUGUGUUAUCCGCGAGCGCGCGACUUGCACAAGUUCAAAACAAUUGCGGCAGUUAAAUCGAAAUAAAAUGGUUAAAAACCGCCUGAUUCCGCCGACGAAAAAGCGCAAAAAUCGAAAUAAAAACCACGGAAUCAACAGCCGCGAACGCGAGAAUUUCAUUUGGAGACAAUGGAUACGAAUUUGGGGCAUAAAUCAGUUUUUACUAACUUCUGCAGUGAAUACAAUCGGUGCAAUUGGCAACACAAUAAAGAAAACUAAAGAACACACAUUUAACCUCACUUUGGCGCUGCCAAGAUGGUGUCUUAAUCAAAUGCUAACCAUAUCAAAACAACUAGAAAACGUUACAGGUGCGGAUGUUGAACGCCAACAACGCCAAAAUCAAGUUUCACUAAUCCGGGAUGAUUUGGUAGCACCAAAAUUAAAUGGUGGGGCAAUACACAAGCUUCCAACAACCCCGCAAACGAAUCAAAAUCAACCUGCCACUCUCCAACUGAGCCGUCCACUCAAUCAAAUUAUUGAAGACACUUUUCGCGAAGAAUUCGCCAAUACCUACGGCAAUUAUCAUAAUCUACGUCAGAGAACCAGCCGAAAGUUACAACAACAACAAAAACCUCCACAAUCCACACCACUUCAAAAACAAUUGAGUAUAACUCACAUAAAAACCAAAACUAAACGUCAGACAAGUAUUGAGACCAUUAGCGAAGAAGUGGUGACACCUAAAAAGGACCCGAAAGACCUCCAAAGUGAUAUUAGUAAUACCCACAAAGAAAUCGUCAAAACCCUAACCCAAAUCCUCUCGAGAAGUGAAGAAUUACGAAAAACUCUCAUGGGUGGACAAAUGCAGGACGUACGCAAGGAUAAAGGUCCUGUGCGGGUCCUGAAUUUAUCCCUCGGACAACACCAAGAUUCUGUGAUAUACAGAAUCAAAAGAAACACGAGUCUACAAUUCAGGUUAGGUCCUAACCUCUUUGGGAAACGCGGAAAGUUAUUUUUUAACUACCCAGUUGGUAUCAGACUCUUCAAAAGAGAUGAAUACCAAGACCUAGAAUGGAGGUUGGAUGACAACUGCAAAAACUCCGAUGAUACUGCUUACUACGCCAAGUUGAAGUUGACUCUCCCAGGUGGAUAUCAUUAUUAUCUGGAAGACAGAUCAGAUAAAUCAAUUCUAGCUUCCGGGUAUGUUUUGGUUGACCCAGAACUCAGUUUCGGUCCAAAUGAACCCCUGCCAUUGGACUGUAUCCAAUGCCAAACUGUUUUGGCAAAGUCCCUUGGACAUUUCAACACCUGGCCUGGGAAACUCCUUGUGGCCAAGGAAGCCGGAUACAACAUGAUUCACUUCACACCUAUCCAAGAACUAGGAGAUUCUAACUCCUCGUACUCCCUAAGGGAUCAACUCAAACUCAACCCGCAGUUUAAUGAUAAACAUCACGUAACCAAAGAGGAACUGAGUGAUUUUAUUGAGAAGUUGAGGAGUGAAUGGAAGAUGCUUUCUAUUUGUGAUAUUGUAUUGAACCAUACAGCUAAUGAGAGUCCAUGGUUGGUGGACCAUCCGGAAGCGACUUACAAUUGUUUGAAUUGUCCGUAUUUGAGACCUGCGUAUUUAUUGGAUGCGGCUUUGUAUCAGUUUUCCAGGGAUGUCAGGGAUGGAGUUUAUGAGACUUCCGGGAUACCGAAAGAGAUUUCUACUGAGGAUCACCUCAAUGCUGUGAGGCAUUGUCUUCAAACAGAGGUUUUAAGAAGACUAAGGCUUCAAGAGUUGAUUAUUUGUGACGUGACCAAAUUAGUCAGCGAAUUUUUGGUUUUGGUAAGGACCAGAUCACCAUAUCCAGCUGGAAAUGGUGAAAAUCUACCAGGGAUACAAAUUAUAACAGAUAGAAAAUACAAACGAAUGAAAAGCACUGUAAAUAUGGAACUAGCCCUUAAACAUUACAAUGUCUACAGGAGUGAUUGUUUUGAUGAAGAAACCCGUAUACAAAAGUGCACAGAAGAAUUCAAAAACACCCUGGAUGAACUCAACAGAAUCCUAGAAGAUAACCUCCAAAAUGAUUUGAACGCCGCUGUAGAAAACACAAUCGCCGGGAUAAGAUACUACCGAGUCCAACCGGAUGGAAUGCAAUGGAAAGAAAUCUCCGAAGAUAAACCAUUGAUUUAUCGCUAUUUUACCGAUUAUGGUAAACCGGAAACCUACGCUGAGCAUGAAUCAAUAAUGUACUCACCCAAUGCUAAGUACCUCAUGGCCCACAAUGGUUGGGUGAUGAAUUCUGACCCUCUAACCAAUUUUGCAUCAAAUGCAAAUGUCUACUUACGUAGGGAAUUGAUCGCUUGGGGUGAUAGUGUCAAGUUACGAUAUGGUGAACGUCCGGAAGACUGUCCAUUCCUCUGGAAACACAUGCAGACUUAUGUUGAAGAAACAGCGAGGGUCUUCGAUGGAGUGAGGUUAGACAACUGUCAUUCCACACCGUUGGUAGUCGCGGAAUACUUACUAGAUUGUGCGAGGAUAAUCAAACCGAAUUUAUACGUCGUGGCUGAACUAUUCACCAACUCAGAUUUGACGGAUAAUGUUUUUGUUAAUCGAUUGGGUAUUACCAGUUUAAUCCGUGAAGCGGCAUCUGCUUGGGAUUCACAUGAAGAAGGAAGACUUGUUUAUCGAUAUGGAGGGAGUCCGGUAGGUGCUUUCUAUGAACCUUCUAUACGUCCAUUGACACCUACGAUCGCGCAUGCUCUGUUCAUGGAUCUUACACAUGAUAAUCCCAGCCCGGUGGAGAAACGCUCCGCGUAUGACUUGUUGCCUACCACUGCACUGGUCAACAUGGCGUGCUGCGCCAGUGGAUCUACAAGAGGUUAUGAUGAACUUGUCCCACAUCAUAUCCACGUGGUAGAAGAAACACGUGAAUAUACCGAAUGGGGUUCAGAUCCAACUAAUGUCAGAUAUGUUAACUUCACCAAUGGAAUUUUGCACGCGAAGAAAAUUAUUAACAAACUUCAUCACACGUUGGGUUUUGAAGGUUAUGAGCAAGUCUACGUUGAUCAAAUGGACGCGGAUAUUGUUGCCGUUACUAGACAUAACCCUAUUACACAUAGUAGUGUUAUACUGGUUGCCUUCACUUCGUUUUCCACACCAAAAGAAAGCGAUAUAAAGUCACAGAGAUCUGUUAAACCUUUACGAGUUGAAGGGACUUUAGAUGAGGUUAUAUUCGAAGCAUCCAUUGCGGAUAAAGAUGAAUAUAGUUAUAUACAUGACUUUCAAAAGGAUAAUAGAUAUAUCAACGGAUUGCGAAAUAUGCAGGUGAUUGUAAAAGAGCAUUUCCCAUUGGAAAAAUCAGAAGUUCUCGUUGAACAACCCUCGGGGGAUUGCAAUAUGUUACAAUUUGGGUUUAAGAACUUUCAUCCGGGAUCAGUGGUAGCCAUUAGGGUUUCCCUCAAAAAAAGCGCGCAGAGUUCUGUAAAGAUUCUGAGAAAUCUAAUUGAAUCCCCACAAGUGGAACUAAAAUCUAUUAUUAAUGAUUUGUCCUUGAAUGAUUUAAACCGUGCUCUGUACAGAUGUAGUCAGGAGGAGUACGAUGACGGGUUCAAUAUUGGUUGUUACAAUGUCCCUGGUCAUGGGGAGUUGGUCUAUGCGGGUCUACAAGGAGUAAUGUCCCUUUUGGCAACGAUAAGACCCAAUAAUGAUUUGGGGCAUCCCCUGUGUGAUAACCUCAGGAAAGGUGAUUGGUUAUUGGAGUAUAUACAUAGGAGAUUACAACUCCACAAAACCACCAAACUCCUGGGAGAUUGGAUUGAAGAUAACACACAGGAAUUGAAGAAGAUUCCUAGGUAUUUGAUACCUGCGUAUUUUGAUGCAAUUAUUACCAAGAUUUACGUGGAGUUGAUUGAGGCAUCUGCCCAGAAAAUGGGCGAUUUUGUUAAACAUGGGUCUGUGUUUGUAAGGGCACUGGCCCUGGGGUCUGUACAAUUUGGGGCGUUUGUAAAAUCAGCCCGUUUGCCCACUCUAUCACCAAAAUUGAAGGACCCACCUCCGAAUAUUGUAAUAAUCGGGGAUGAAAUUGAGAUUACUUCCAGUUUAUCAGCAGGUCUUCCACAUUUCGCCACGGGGUACAUGAGAAACUGGGGAAGGGAUACUUUCAUCGCCCUGAGAGGGUUGUACAUCCUAACUGGGAGGUAUCAAGAUGCUAGAUAUAUGAUUCUUGCAUACGCGGCUUGUUUACGACAUGGGUUGAUCCCGAAUUUACUAGACGGAGGAAAGAAUUCACGAUUCAACUGUCGGGAUGCAGUCUGGUGGUGGUUGUACAGCAUAAAAUCCUACGUUGAAGAAGUCCCCGGAGGAGAAAGCAUCUUCCAAGACCCUGUAAGUAGGAUAUUCCCGAAAGAUGACUCCGAAGCCCAUUCCCCGGGUACCUGUGAUCAACCUCUACAUAGAGUAAUGCAUGAGGCUUUAGAGGUACACUUCCAAGGGAUGACCUUCAGGGAAAGAAACGCUGGGAGUAAGAUUGAUGAACACAUGGUGGAUCAGGGCUUCAACAAUCAAAUUGGGAUCCAUCCGGAGACAGGGUUUGUCUUCGGUGGGAAUGAACACAACUGUGGGACAUGGAUGGAUAAAAUGGGUUCGUCCCAGAAAGCGGGUAUCAAAGGGAAGGUUGCAACGCCUAGGGAUGGCAGCGCUGUGGAAUUGAUAGGGUUAUGUAAAGGGGUCAUCACGUGGUUGACCAAGAUGCAUGACGACCACUACUACCCACAUAAUUCCGUACAAAGAAAACAGAAAAAUGGUACAUUUGUCCGGUGGACCUUCAAAGAAUGGGCUGAGAAAAUCCAAGUGAACUUCGAGAAGUUAUUCUGGAUUGAUGAAGCAGAUUCUGAAGUUGAGAAUAAACUAAUCCACAAAAAGAAUGUCUACAAGGAUUGCUACGGGGCAAGUCGCCCAUGGACUGAUUACCAACUACGGUGCAACUUCCCAGUUGCCAUGGUAACAGCCCCAGAGUUGUUCAAUCCUACAAAAGCAUGGAAAGCACUUGAACAAGCAGAGAAAUACCUCCUAGGUCCACUCGGGAUGAAAACCCUAGAUUCUGAAGAUUGGAAUUAUAGAGGAGACUAUGACAACUCAAAUGAUUCCGAGGAUAAAACAAUCGCGCAUGGGUUUAACUACCAUCAAGGCCCCGAAUGGCUAUGGCCCACUGGGUAUUACCUACGAGCCAAAUUGAUUUUUGGAGCGAAGGUCAACAAACUCCCGGAAGCAAUCACACAUGUAAAAGCAGUACUCGCGAAUCAUUUCGUAGACUUACAGAGCUCUGAAUGGCGAGGGUUACCUGAAUUGACCAACGCAGAUGGCGCUUACUGCAGGGACAGUUGUCGAACACAGGCGUGGAGUAUGAGUAGCAUCCUAGAAGUUCUGCAUGACUUACAGCGUAUUGAAAUGUCUAAUUGACACUGCCGCACACUCGUAGAACCCAUCACAUCACGCAGUCAAUCACAACCUGUCUUGAACCCACAUCUUAGUACCACACAGCACUACCGCAACCACACACAAUCUUGUACUGAUUUAUCUACACCUUCAACAUCUACACAACCUUCACAAUUCUGUCAAAUACUUGGAUAUAAACCAGCGCCAAUUUUCAAAUGCUCUUUCACAACUUUACUGAAUCUACCUUUCGAUAAACACACAAAUCGUGUACCACUGCAGUUUAAAAACAACGCAGUUGUAUUGGUAUCUAAAAAACGUCAAAUACAAGAAGAUUUAGAUGAAAUAUCACCUGUUGAUGAAGAUAGGUCCAUGACCUUGGGUGAGGAUGAUGAUGAUGCCACAGUUGAAUUGGCGUCAUGUUCAUCAACUAAAGUGGUUAUAAUGGAACCACUCUUGUUACAAAUGAUGCCUUUACGCAAAAGCCGCACGGAUCCACGCCUCAAUAAACGACAAUUGUAUCAGGAACACAAGAAAAACGUCAGAUUGAUGAUUUCCUACUCGUUUUUGAUCUGCGGUUUGUUGGUUAUUUCAUUCUUUACAUUAUACCUAAGAUGAUUGUAUCCCAAAAUCAAUACUUAUUUAUAUAUCACCAUAGUUACGCUCACGAAAUAAAUAUUUUGCAAAGCGACACCGAAAA
Molecule: messenger RNA, 6290 nt
Organism: Dalotia coriaria
Lineage: Eukaryota; Metazoa; Arthropoda; Insecta; Coleoptera; Staphylinidae
Product: glycogen debranching enzyme
Exons: 4
Coding region: 266-5617 (1783 amino acids)
Biological process (GO): glycogen biosynthetic process; glycogen catabolic process
Molecular function (GO): amylo-alpha-1,6-glucosidase activity; 4-alpha-glucanotransferase activity
Source: RefSeq, a predicted model, not a curated record